Molecule: messenger RNA, 1734 nt
Organism: Talpa occidentalis (Iberian mole)
Lineage: Eukaryota; Metazoa; Chordata; Mammalia; Eulipotyphla; Talpidae
Gene: TIMM10
Product: translocase of inner mitochondrial membrane 10
Exons: 3
Coding region: 164-436 (90 amino acids)
Biological process (GO): protein insertion into mitochondrial inner membrane
Cellular component (GO): mitochondrial inner membrane
Source: RefSeq, a predicted model, not a curated record
GAUCAAAGAGGCGGGACUUCCCUCCCGGAAGUGAUCCACGUGCUUCCGCCUUCGCCUACCUGGGCACCGGGGAGUCCCCUGUAGGUGCCGAAGUUGGGGACGCUGUGACCGGCCCCUGCCUGUGAACUAGGAGACCAGGCAUUCUCCACGGUUCUGGACUGAGAUGGAUCCGCUCAGGGCCCAGCAGCUGGCGGCAGAGCUGGAGGUCGAGAUGAUGGCCGAUAUGUACAACAGAAUGACCAGUGCCUGUCACCGGAAGUGCGUGCCUCCCCACUACAAGGAAGCAGAUCUGUCCAAGGGCGAGUCUGUGUGCUUGGAUCGGUGUGUCUCCAAGUAUCUGGACAUCCAUGAACGGAUGGGUAAAAAGUUGACUGAGUUGUCUAUGCAGGAUGAAGAGCUGAUGAAAAGGGUGCAGCAGAGCUCUGGACCUGCAUGAGGCCCCAGGCGCUAUACUCUAAAGGCACACCCUGCCCUUUCCUACUUGUCAAAUAAAAAUGCCCCCAUUGGGUGUCAUCUAUAAAACUGCCAAGCCUGGGCUCUCUCUGGAGAGUCUCCGGGAUCCUGGAAUGUGGUAGAGAGCUCUCACUGUCGAAGAAGGGGUCACACUGGAAUGGGACUGUAUAUGUGUGUGUGUGUAACAUAUAUAUAUUAAAAAUAAGUUUGUUGACAUCUUCUGUGUGCAAAGCAGUAUGCCUGGCCGUGGGGAGUGAAGGCGGCAGCAGACCCAGCCUCUACCAGCAAGAGGGUCCAAUGCAGUGUUUGACACUGUGUAUUGUACACCCCAUGUCAGCACUUUGCGGCAUGACCUGGAACAGGUCACUUCACUCUGUUGUAGCUUCAUCUGUCAAAUCGGGGUAAUCAUAGUGCUGUUGUGAGGGUCCAGUGAGUUAGGACAUAUAAAGCCUUCAGAAUAACGACUUGGGCUUCAAAAGUGCUUGGUGGGUACUGGCUUUCUAUGUCUCAGUAACCUGGUCAGUGGAGGCGGGCAGGCACUUUCAAAAGUGAUGUAGAGGAAGGAAUCAGAGGAGAGGGUGAAAAGUAGGUGGACUUAGGAAAGAAGUAGCCACCCUCUGGCUUCUAAAUGCCACUGCGGAGAUGUGUGAAGGGACCCAGCUUGGAGGGUGGUGUGAGUGAUCCAGGGAGGGGGCUGAGUGAUAGUCCCUGCCACUUAGGGGCCCCCUGCCUUAGGGACUGCACGCCUCGCUGCCCACACACUCCUGUCUGAUCCACCAUCUGGGCAAGCAGUCCUGCUAGGAAAGGGAGGCUGAAGGACAAGGUCGCUGGGGGGUCAUGCGAGGCCAUUCACACAGUGGCGAAACCAGGGCUGACAGCAGCAGUUGCCACUUCACUGAGGAGAGGCCGCAGCUUGCUCCUGUCUGCAGGGUGCCUGUUCUGUCCUGGAGAUUUAUGCUGCUGUCAGAUGUGUGGGUCACUCAUUCCCGUGGUUUACACCAGUGUUGCCCAGGAGAGCAGUACCUCAGUGGCCCUCACAGGCGCUGUCUGGGUUUAACUUCACCAGGUCACUGGGCAUGGAGCCAAGGAGACAGAAUAAAGGCAGUGGGUUUAGGGUUUCAAAGUGCCCAUUCAGGCAUGGCAGACCUCUCCUGCCGCCCGCUGCUCCCCUCAGCAGUGUAUUUUAGUCUGUCUGCCUGUUCUGCUCCCCACCCUGUCUCUGAUGAAUCCUCUCACCCUCCCAUGCCUCUGGCCUGUACCCCAGCUCUUGUAUAAAUAAAG